Schistosoma turkestanicum is the source of this 1005-nucleotide messenger RNA. The record is from the annotation of a GenBank genome assembly. Lineage: Eukaryota; Metazoa; Platyhelminthes; Trematoda; Strigeidida; Schistosomatidae.
UGGAAUUUAACCUUGUCGGUGCAUUUAACUUCGACCUUCAUGGGGGUGUCCCCUUCUGGAAAGGAUAGUCACUAUGAACGAAAAUCUAAAACUAAGCACAAGCAUAAACACAAGACAAGAGACAAAACUAAAAUAGAGGAUGAAGAGUCCCCGCAUUCUGAAAGGCUCAAACGAGAGCACAUCGAUAAACGGUCCCACCACACUACCGGUGUCAAAAUUAAGAAAGAACCUGAAGAGUCCUACAGCCCACCUCAUAAGCGAAGAUUAAACAAUCCUGUAAUAUUGAAAUCUAAGUCCCCUCGGAGAGGUGGUAGAGUUAGUUCUCCAGUUAUCUUAAGAGAUAAUGAAAAUAUUUCUGAAUCCCAACCUAAUCUUGGGAAAAGUGGGUUGUUAGACAAAAAUCCAGGAACAGUUGUUAAACAGAAAGCCAAUUUUGAAUUAUCAGGCAAACUUGCGGAGGAUACAAAUGUUUUUAAAGGUGUUGUAAUAAAAUAUAACGAACCAGAAGAUGCUAGAAAACCUACAACACAUUGGAGGCUGUAUGCCUUCAAAGGAAACAAAACACUAUCCGUACUGCAUAUACAUAGGCAAAGUGGAUUCUUAAUUGGUCGUGAUCGGAAAAUUGCCGAUAUUCCUAUGGAUCAUCCAAGUAUUUCCAAACAGCAUGCUGUGUUGCAGUAUAGACUUGUUCGUGGCCUCAUUCGCUUGUAUAUCAUAGAUUUAGAGUCAGCAAACGGUACUUAUUUGAACAACAACAGAAUAGAAUCUCGUCGUUACUAUGAGCUCCUUGAGAAAGAUGUAAUCAAGUUUGGUUUCUCAACACGUGAAUAUGUUGUCAUGACAUCAGAAACUGACAUGGAUGAUUCAUCUUAAUUAUUUUUGAUGUACAGUCUUUGUAAAUAUAUGUUGAUUAUUACUGAACCUUUUUAGGAUUGAACUUAAUUCGUCAAACUGUGUUGUACCUUAUCUAAAGCUUUAAUUAGAAUGAAUGAUGGGCUCAAGUGA